This is a messenger RNA of Pediculus humanus corporis (human body louse), 3465 nucleotides long. RefSeq names its product Cytoskeletal protein Sojo, putative. Gene Ontology annotation, cellular component: nucleus. Lineage: Eukaryota; Metazoa; Arthropoda; Insecta; Psocodea; Pediculidae. The record is from RefSeq and is a predicted model, not a curated record. The transcript has 4 exons. Gene Ontology annotation, biological process: positive regulation of transcription initiation by RNA polymerase II. Gene Ontology annotation, molecular function: protein binding. The coding region runs from base 1 to 3465 and encodes 1154 amino acids.
AUGUCAUCAACCCAAAUCUUGCCAGACAAUUUUUCAAAUAAUGAGUCUUCUGAAAGUAAUUUAUGUGGACUGGUAGGAUUAAUUAUCGCGGAAACAUCUUUGCACGAAGUGAGAAAAGGUUCUUCUAAAAUAGGCCGCGAUGCCGAAUUAUGUUCUAUUGUAUUGGAAAAUGAUACGAUAUCAAAAAUUCAUUGUGUAAUUGAGAGUGAAGGAAUUGAUAGUACUUUUAUAUAUGAUGUGGGUAGUACAAAUCGCACUAAACUUGGAAAGAUUUACUUAAAACCACAUGUUAGAUAUAAAUUGGAGCAUGGAUGUUCUAUAAUGUUUGGAAAUUUAAUCGUUAAGUUUAUUGUACCAUUCACUUUAUCUAACAAUAAUAUUUUCAACAAAGUUUUAAGUGUAGAACAACCAGGUAAUAAUACUUCAAAUGUUAAAACUAUUUUUGAUCUUGAAACUCAAGUUGAAAUUUUUAAGUCGCUGGACGACAUCAUCCCUAAUCCUACUCUUUCAAAAACAACAGAAAAUUUAAUUACCCAUCAAAGUAAUUCACAAUGUCAAACAGAGAAACUGAAUUCAAACUUAGAGAAUUUUACUUGUAAAGAAACUCACAAUUGUAAUGAAGAAUUUCAAUCUACUCAAAAAAAAAUAAACAAGGAUAAGAGUACGACUCUUACUUUAUCUAAUGACCAUAGUUUAAAUUCUGAAAUUGAUGAGAAUAUAUUUAAUUUAGAAACACAAUGUCCAAAAUUAAUGCUCUCUAAUAAUGAAAGUCAGUAUAAGUUACAAAAAGAUUCAAAAGAAAACUUAGUAACUUCAAAUGACAAAGAGAUUAUCAAAGAAAAAAGUUUUUUAAUCAAUAAAAAAGAUUCAGAAAAAAAUUUAUUAUUGAAUCAAACAGAUAAAAAUAAAAAUAGUUGUUUAGAAUUAUUAAAAAAUACAUUUUCUGAAAAAACUAAUGAAUAUGUUUGCAAUGAAAAUACUAAAACUAAUGAAGUUACUAAUGAAAACGAAUUUAUAAUUGAUAGAAAUUCGCAAAGGACAAUGGAGGAAAAGAAUUUACUAAAAGAAAAUUUUGUUUCAUCUAAAUUAAUUUUUAAUGAGGAAACCCAAGAAGAAUACUCAAAUAAUAAAACUUCAAAUAUGGUGGUUCAUAAUUGUAAAAUAGUAAAUGAGAACGAAAGUAUUGAAAAAAAUAAUUCUAGUGCUGAAAAUUUUCAAAAGAGUUUAAAAGUUAUAAACCUUUCAGAAAAAUCAAUGCAUGAAGCUAUUAGUGAAAAUAAUAAUGAUCAAAGGCAUAUUAAAAAUGACUGUAAAUCAGUUUCUUCAGAUAAAGAUUAUUUUUUACAAUACAGUGAAAGUACUUGCAAAGAUUUAAAAGAUAAAAAUGAUGGUGUAAACUGUGAAAAUAAAUUAACUUCUUCUGCGAGUGAUGAUGAUUUAAGUGAUGAUACUCAAUCUUAUCUUGAGAUAACACUACAAAACUCUAAUGAACUUAAUAAAUUUAAUCUUAUAAAUUCUUCCUUUAAUAAAAGGUCAAUAGAGAAUAAUAAGUCUGAAGUGGAAAAAAACUUACUGAAUAAUUCUUUAAGUCAAAUUAUAAACAUAUCCUUAAAUCGAAAAUCAACAGAUUAUAGUAAUGGUUAUGACAGUGAUAGCAGCGAAUCAUUUAUUUCGUCUCCAAAUGUUAACAAAAAAGAAUCAUUUUUUGUAAACAUUCAUAAUAGAUAUGCAAAAAAAAACAUUGAUUUGGUUGGAAAUUCUUUACCAACUAGUCUUGAAUCAUCGCAAGAUUUCAUCGAGACAAAUUAUGAAAAUAAAUUGUGCCAUCAAAAACUAUCAACCACCUCCUGUGCCUUAGUGAAUUCAUUUAAAAAUAUUAAAAGUCCUUCGAAUAAAAAUUUUGUGGUUCCAGAAACUCCUGAUUACGAUGAUGAUGAUGAUGAUAAUACUUUAUCUGAUUUAGAAUUAAUUGAAGACACUCCAAUUAUAAAAAAUAUUCAGCUAAUUCAUUCUAAUAUUAAAAAAAAUUUAAAUGAACCACUCGAGGUGUGCAAAACUUAUUUAGAAUCUGAAAAUAAUAGUGAAGACAGUAAUGAUUCUUAUGUAUUUCAAAUUAAUCCAGAAAAUGAUGUUGGAGAUAAGGAAACAUCGAAAGAUUUUAAAAAUAAAAAUAAUCAAAUUACAAAUGUAGAAGUUAUUGAUGAUGUUUUACCCAUCGAAAGCAGUAAUGAUGAAAAACCUGAAUUUAGUUUACACGAUUCAGUGCGAAAAACUGCCACAAAUGAAACUUCAAAUUAUUACAAAAAUUUAAUCAAUGAAAAAUCUUCAAUAUUUCGAGAAUUGAAAAAUAAUUUUAUAAAUUUUUUCGAACGAAGUCAUAAAUUAAACGUCGAUUCGGAAAUGAAUAAAAAAACAAAGGAAAAUAAAGAAAAUACAAGUUUUGAAACCGGAAAUGAAAACGAGAGUAAUUUUGAUAAAAAUAAAUUUUUAUUAAACAAUUCUUCGUUUUCCAACAGCGAAGAAGAAGAAGAAGAAAAAAAAAAUCCGUUGAAAAAUACAAAUAAGAAUGAGUAUUUAAGGAAUUGUAAUUUAAAAACAAAAAAAUUAUUCAAUUUAAAAACAAGUAAUUGUUCAGUUGAAAAUUUGAAAAAAAGUCCGUUGAAACGUAGAAAUAGCAGCGAUGAUGAUGAUGAUGAUGAAAUCUUCAAAAAUUAUAAAAAAUCAAAAAUAGAAGGAAAAUUAUUAAGCAUAGAUCAAAAUAUAAAAAUGGCGGCCACUUCGAAAACAAAUAAACUGUUCGGGGAAUCAGAAUCGUCGGAAAAAGAUUCUUGGAAAACUCGACAUUUAAGACAUUCGCGUUUUUUUAACGGAAUCCACGAUCAAAAUCCACGUCUCAAUAUUGCAUUCACCGGUUUCGAUAAUUGUAAUUUGGAUAAAAUUAUUAUUAAUUUAGGUGGUAAUAAAACAAACGAUAUAACAAAGUGCCACGUUUUAAUAACGGAUAAAGUUAGGCGAACUAUUAAAUUUUUAUGUGCCAUCGGUUUAUCGAUACCAAUAACUUCUCCACGUUGGUUACAAGAGUGUAAAAAAUCAAAUAAAUUUUUAAAUCCGUGGCAUUUUAUUUUAAAAUGCGAAGAAUCUGAAAAGAAGUGGAAUUUCAAUUUGGAAACGACUUUGGAAAAAUCGAAGAGACAAAAAAUUUUAAAUGGUUUUACGGUAUUUGCCACGCCGAACGUUACGCCUCCGGUCGAAGACAUUUUGGCAAUCGCCGAGUGUUGCGGAGCAAUUUCCGUACCGCACAGACCGAAAAAAUGGCGUAAAGAAAUUAUCGUCGUGUCGUGUUCGGAAGAUGAAAAACAUUGGCCAUCAUCACAAAUCAAAUCCGUUAAAAUUGUUCACAGCGAAUUUAUACUCAGUGGAAUUCUUCAGCAAAAACUCGAUUUCGAAACGUACAAAUUGAGAUGA